Molecule: messenger RNA, 1119 nt
Organism: Nanorana parkeri
Lineage: Eukaryota; Metazoa; Chordata; Amphibia; Anura; Dicroglossidae
Product: interferon regulatory factor 2-binding protein-like A
Exons: 3
Biological process (GO): regulation of transcription by RNA polymerase II
Cellular component (GO): nucleus
Molecular function (GO): transcription corepressor activity
Source: RefSeq, a predicted model, not a curated record
AUGAUUAAGAAAUCAGUCACAUCGACGUCACAGGAAGAGACUUGUGAGGACAUCGUCCCCCCAAACCUGCUCCCCCAGACUUUGCUGAACGGCCCUCCACAAGCCUCUUCAUCUGGGGCCCCGCAUGUGCUCGGAAGGGGCCUCAGCGGCCCGCCGCCCCCCUCUUCCUCCUCCUCGGGUGACCCCAAGCGCCCGGGCUCCGUGUCCAGCACCGACCAGGAACGGGAGCUGAAGGAGAAGCAGAGGAACAGCGAAGCCCUCUCGGAGCUGACGGAGAGCCUGCGUUGCCGGGCCGAGGAAUGGGCCGGCAAGCCCAAGGUGGUGCGGGACACUCUGCUCACCCUGACGGCAUGCACGCCCUUCGACGUCCGCUUCAAGAAGGACCAUGCGUUGCUGGGACGGGUGUUUGCCUUCGACGCCACCUCCAAGCCGGGCCUGAUGGACUACGAGCUGAAACUGUUUGUGGAAUACCCCAGCGGCUCCCUCAACGUCUUCAGCUCGGCCUCCGGGGUGGCCAAGCAGAUGUACCAGGACUGCAUGAAGGACUUUGGCCGCGGCCUGUCCUCGGGCUUCAAGUACUUGGAGUAUGAACGCAAGCACGGCUCCGGGGACUGGCGCCUGCUGGGCGACCUCCUUCCGGAGUCCGUCCGGUUCUUCAAGGAGAUGGCCGUGGCGGACAUGUUGCCGCAGCCCUACCUGGACCCCGGCUGCCCCAUGCUGCCCAGCGCGCUGGUCAACCUGCCCCGGGCCCUGGCUGCCGCGGCCGCCUCCUCCUCGGCCGGGGCGAGCGGCCAGGCCCGCUCCGGGGUGAGGAAGCGCAAGGCAUCGCCCGAACCGGACUCUGACUCGCCCAUGGCCAACAGCGGGCCCCUGUGCUGCACCAUCUGCCACGAGCGCCUCGAGGACACGCACUUUGUCCAGUGCCCAUCCGUACCCAGCCACAAGUUCUGCUUCCCCUGCUCCAGAGAGAGCAUCAAGGCCCAGGGGGCAACGGGUGAGGUGUACUGCCCCAGCGGAGAGAAGUGCCCCCUGGUGGGAUCUAAUGUACCUUGGGCCUUCAUGCAGGGGGAGAUCGCCACCAUUCUUGCCGGGGAUGUAAAGGGAAAAAAGCAGAGAGAC